AAAAAAAGAAAGAAAGAGAGAUACGGAGAGAGAGAGAGAGAGAGGAGGAGGUGAGGCGAGAACGAAAACGUUUAAAGCAGAAGUGCAAAGAAAGAAGUCUUGACGCAUUUCGGUCUGGAGUUGUCACGUGACUCGCUGAAACGGGCAGAAUUAGGGAAGAUUAACAAAAUAUUUUCUAACUCUGGCAACAUAUACAUCAUUAUUUAUUAUAAUAAUACACUCCCCCAUAGACACAUGUGGCCAGGAGCACAGCUGCUGGCAGAUACCAACUCGUUCCCGCGAACUCCUCUUAAAUCUGUGCAUUUAAUACGAGUGACUGCACCCUAUAUCAUUAUCAAUCAUUUUUAUCCUUCCCAGGUAUGGGGUCUGUUGGCCUCAACGAUCCCUCAAUUAUCUACAAAAAAAGCCGUUCAAAAUGGUACCAUGGAAUCGCAGACUUCGCCAAUGUAAUGAAGGCAUUUAUUGGCACCAAUUAUUUAUCUGUACCAUAUGCUUUCAGUCAAAGUGGAAUUAUUGCGGGCUUGAUUCUACUUCUCAUCAUUGCUAGCCUUACCAGCCACUGUUGUCAGCUGAUUGUGAAAUGUAAAUACUAUGCUUUGGAUAUUCUUCUUUGGAAAUUCGAUGCCCGUCACCUGAAGUCAUCUGAUAAUAUGGACCAACAGCGCCUCGAGCUGGAAAGUCAACUACAGAAACAACUAUCCUAUGGAGACAUUGGCAUGAUUGCGUUUGGCCGUAUUGGUCAAGGUGUCGUGAACUUUUGUGUCUUUUUAACGCAGUUUGGUUACUGCAUCGGCUAUUCCAUUUUUGUUGGUAACACACUGCUAUCUUUUUUCCCCGUUGUUCCGCAAUGUGUGCUUUUACAUGUGGCAAACAACACUCAGCUUAACACCUCCUUAAGUUUGAAGCACAUAAUGGGAAUUCCUUCUAACCAAUUUAAUCGUUUACCAAACCACAGUAUAUCUUGGAACUGCACUAAUGUUUUUAACAAAAGUGGAACUUUAAUUCCACCUUCAGUGACUGAAACCCCUAAGGGCACUAAAAAAACAGUUAUCUCACACCUCAGUAACCACAAUGCCACUUUCCCAGUUACGACAUCAAUAUCACCUUUAAUAUCCACAGAUAUAAUCACUUCAUCUUCACAUAUUUUGCUACCACAUGUCUCCUAUGUAAAGAUGGCACCCAAUCUGUAUAUUCUCAUUUUGCUUCAAUUACCGAUUCUCAUCCUCUUCUCCUUUGUUCGAAAUAUGCGUGUCUUGGGAAUUAUAAGUAUUUGUGCCAAUGCAUCUAUUGUUCUUGGUUGGGGUGCCAUCAUGAUUUUCCUUUUCAUAAAAUUUUCAUUCAGUGAUGAGUUGAAAUUAAUAUCUUCAGAAGCAUCGAUAUUUUUUGGCUUGUUAGCUAGUGCCUUUGAAGGAAUUGGAACUAUUAUUCCAAUUGAAAGUAGUAUGGAUGGGAACCGCCACAAUUUCUCUAAAUUUCUUAACGGUGCUAUACUGAUAGUUAGCUUCAUUCUGCUGGUGCUUGGUUUGUUUGGUUACUUACGGUUUGGCUCUCAUGUUAACCAAUUGAUCAACCUGUCCCUUAUUCAUAGUGGUUUAGGUGCGCAUUUGCUUAAUGCCUGCCUCAUUGUUGCUGUGAUCUGUACAUAUCCUCUAAUGAUUUAUCCUGUGUUGCAGAUGAUUGAAAACUUUGUCUUUGUGCAAGAAACACUACCUGACAGUGAGACCAUGUCCACAAAUCUCCUAGAUUCAUUUGAAGAGGAUUAUCCAUUACCUGUAACCAAACCAAUUCCUUCAUCAGUGAGUUUUUUUUGUUUUUUUUUUGUUUUUUUGUUGUUUGGGGUGGGGGGGUUCUGUUGUAAUCUGCAACAAUUUAUUCAUCAAAAACAUCAUCUUAGACUGUGUCUCUGUUCUAUUUGUAUUGGGUGCCCAAUUAUACAUUUAACAUUAAUCAUACAAGAUUUGGGCUGCCAUCACUGCACUUAUAUAGAAGAGAGGCCCAAUGGAGAAACUUCGUCGUAGUAUGUCUUGCUAAAUAAGGAAGUUAAUCAUCACUAUCUUUUGUAUGUCCACUUUUGUACGGUCAGAUGUUCUUCCUGUUGCCAGCCCUCAUUUGUUUCCCAGUCAGGUAAUAUUUCCUCGUUAUCUGACAUUUUUCACAGAAGAUUUGGAGUGAACAACAUCACUUGCAUGAUGGAAACUUUUAUUUUCCAUUUAUCUUGCAAUGUCAAGGCAAAAAUACUGUAACACACACGCACACACACGACGGGUUUCUUACAGUUUCAAUCUACCAAAUCCACUCAAAGCUUUGGACAGCCUUAAAGGUUAUUGAAACUUUCUUUCUCAUGAGGAAAUCUUGUCUAUUUGCAUUUUUGUUCCUAGAUCAUAUAGCAGUGUGAUAAGAAAGAAGCAUCCAGAAUGGUGUUCACAUGCUUAUGUCCAAACCAAAUGACUACAUUAUAUGUCAUAAGGGAGAAGAACUUUUCAAAUUGCUUCUGAAAACUACAACCAUUGUAACUUGACUCUUAAGCGUUUUCCUUGUCUUGGCAUCAUGUAAUCAUCAUCAUCAUCAUUUAACGUCCACUCUCCAUGCUUGCUGAUAAGCCAGAGAGCUGCACCAGGUUCCAGUCUGAUUUGGCAUGGUUUCUAUGGCUGGAUACCUUUCCUUAUGCCAACUAUUCCAGAAGUGUAAUGGAUGCUUUCAUAUGACACUGACAUGAGUGCCAUUUACAUGGCACCAGCAAUGACCAUGACUACAAUGCAUGGGUUCCAUUUACAUGGCACCGGCAUGACCACAACUACAUUGCAUAGGUGCCAUUUACAUGACACUGGUAACAACCACGACUACAAUUUAUGAUGAUUCACAGGUGCCCUUUGAUGAUUAUAAAUGAGUAUUACCAUUAUACAAGUGAUGGUGAUUGUUUCCUGUCUCCCAUGAAAAAAAAAAAAUGUCUGGUCAUAGGAAAUAAAUUGGUUUCAAAUUUUGGCACAAGACCAGAAAUUUCAGAGAAGGGGAUAAAUCGAUUACGUCAACUCCAUUGCUCAACUAAUACUUACUUUAUCAACCUUGAUUGGAUGAAAAAGCAAAGUCGACCUUGGUAGAAUUUAAACUCAGAACAUGGAAACAAACAAAAUGCCGCUAUGCAUUUUGCCUGGUGUGCUAACGAUUCUGCCAGCUUGCCUCCCUCGUCAUGGGAAAUAUUACCUUGCUUGCAAACAGGUGGCAAGAAGGGUAUCUGGCUAUAAAAAAAAACCUGCCUCAACAAAAUUUCCAUUUGACUCAUGAAAGC
Messenger RNA from Octopus bimaculoides (California two-spot octopus), 3286 nucleotides. RefSeq lists its product as uncharacterized. The record is from RefSeq and is a predicted model, not a curated record. Gene Ontology annotation, biological process: amino acid transmembrane transport. Gene Ontology annotation, cellular component: vacuolar membrane. Gene Ontology annotation, molecular function: L-amino acid transmembrane transporter activity. Lineage: Eukaryota; Metazoa; Mollusca; Cephalopoda; Octopoda; Octopodidae.